Molecule: messenger RNA, 1827 nt
Organism: Camelina sativa (false flax)
Lineage: Eukaryota; Viridiplantae; Streptophyta; Magnoliopsida; Brassicales; Brassicaceae
Source: RefSeq, a predicted model, not a curated record
AGGUUUGUGAGAGGUCACUUUCUGGCUCUGGAGCUGGGCCUAACGCUGCUUCAGCUUCUCAGUUUGUGAGAGCAGAAAUGCUUUCUAGUGGGUAUUUAAUAAGACCUUGUGAUGGUGGAGGUUCAAUUAUUCACAUUGUCGAUCACCUUAAUCUCGAGGCUUGGAGUGUUCCGGAUGUGCUUCGACCCCUUUAUGAGUCAUCUAAAGUUGUCGCUCAAAAAAUGACUAUUUCCGCAUUGCGAUAUAUCAGGCAAUUAGCGCAAGAGUCUAAUGGUGAAGUAGUGUAUGGAUUAGGAAGGCAGCCUGCGGUUCUUAGAACCUUUAGCCAAAGAUUAAGCAGGGGUUUUAAUGAUGCAGUGAAUGGGUUUGGUGACGACGGGUGGUCUACAUUGCCUUGUGAUGGGGCGGAAGAUAUCAUCGUUGCUAUUAACUCCACGAAGCAUUUGAAUAAUAUUUCUAAUUCUCUUUCGUUCCUUGGAGGCGUGCUCUGUGCCAAGGCUUCGAUGCUUCUACAAAAUGUUCCUCCUGCAGUUUUGAUUCGGUUUCUUAGAGAGCAUCGAUCCGAGUGGGCUGAUUUCAAUGUUGAUGCAUAUUCCGCUGCUACACUUAAAGCGGGUACCUUUGCUUAUCCGGGAAUGAGACCGACGAGGUUCACUGGGAGUCAAAUCAUAAUGCCACUAGGGCAUACAAUUGAACAUGAAGAAAUGCUUGAAGUUGUUAGACUAGAAGGUCAUUCUCUUGCACAAGAAGAUGCAUUUAUGUCCCGGGAUGUCCAUCUCCUUCAGAUUUGUACUGGGAUUGACGAGAAUGCUGUUGGAGCUUGUUCUGAACUGAUAUUUGCUCCGAUUAAUGAGAUGUUCCCGGAUGAUGCUCCACUUGUUCCUUCUGGCUUCCGAGUCAUACCAGUUGAUGCUAAAACUGGAGAUGCGCAAGAUCUGUUAACCGCCAACCACCGUACACUAGACUUAACUUCUAGCCUCGAAGUUGGUCCUUCACCAGAGAAUGCUUCUGGAAACCCUUCUUCUUCUAGCUCAAGCUCGAGAUGCAUCCUCACUAUCGCUUUCCAGUUCCCUUUCGAAAAUAACUUGCAAGAUAAUGUUGCCGGUAUGGCUUGUCAGUACGUGCGGAGCGUUAUUUCAUCAGUUCAACGUGUUGCAAUGGCGAUUUCACCAUCUGGGAUAAGCCCGAGUUUGGGCUCCAAAUUGUCCCCGGGAUCUCCUGAAGCUGUUACUCUUGCCCAGUGGAUCUCUCAAAGUUACACUCACCACUUAGGCUCGGAGUUGCUAACGAUUGACUCGCUCGGAAGCAACGACUCGGUACUAAAACUUCUAUGGGAUCACCAAGAUGCCAUCUUGUGUUGUUCUUUAAAGCCACAGCCAGUGUUCAUGUUCGCGAACCAAGCCGGUCUAGACAUGCUAGAGACAACACUUGUAGCCUUACAAGACAUUACACUCGAAAAGAUUUUUGAUGAGUCUGGUCGGAAGGCUCUCUGCUCCGACUUCGCCAAGCUAAUGCAACAGGGAUUUGCAUGCUUGCCUUCAGGAAUCUGUGUGUCAACAAUGGGAAGACAUGUGAGUUAUGAACAAGCUGUUGCUUGGAAAGUGUUUGCUCCGUCUGAAGACAACAACAAUUUGCAUUGUCUUGCCUUCUCCUUUGUAAACUGGUCUUUUGUGUGAUUCUCAUUUGCUAGAAGGAAAGACUAAUUAAAAUCUACAUUAGAGACCUCAAAUUUUUGGUUGUUGUUUAGGUAUCUGUUUUGGUUUUUAAUUAUUAUGAUCAAUUCAAAUGUUACUCACUGUUUUUUCAUAAUGUAUUUGGUUUUAAUGA